This is a messenger RNA of Mesorhabditis spiculigera, 1005 nucleotides long. NCBI's taxonomy places the organism in Eukaryota, Metazoa, Nematoda, Chromadorea, Rhabditida, Rhabditidae. The record is from the annotation of a GenBank genome assembly.
AUGGAGUUCUGGGAGUACGACGAAUGGCUGCUGAUUCUCCUGCUCUUUGGCUUCGCGUUCAUCGCCGGCAUCGCGAUACUGUUUGUGGUCUCUUGGCUGACAGCAUGGCCAAAACGGUCACGCUCCGAGUUGCUGCGAACUGAGCAGGUUUACGACCCGACUGGCGACACUGAUGAAACUUUCGACAAUCUUCUACAAUCCAGCCCCACCGACAGCAUACGAUUGUACACGCCGGCGAAGGUCUACCUGUCUGUCGUGAUUCCGGCUAUGAACGAAAGGGAGCGCCUGCCAAAGAUGCUCGACCAGUGCAUAGAAUAUCUGGACAACCGCAAGCUGUUUGACGAGAAAUUUACGUUCGAGGUCAUCGUUGUCGACGAUGGGAGCACGGACGGGACGGCCGAUUUGGCUUCUAAGCAUCGCGGGGUCAAGGUGUUGAAGCUGGAGAAGAACCGCGGGAAGGGUGGAGCCGUGCGAGCCGGUAUGCUCAACGCCUCCGGAAAGCUGAUUUUAUUCGCGGACGCCGACGGGGCAACCGAGUUUCCGGAUUUCAAGAAUCUCGAGGACGAGCUGAUCCGGUUGAUGGGCGGCCCGCCGGUGGAUGAGUCGUUCCCGGGCAUCAGCAUUGGCUCUAGAGCCCAUCUGGAAGAAGAAUCAAAGGCCACCCGGCCGCUUUCACGAACGAUUCUGAUGGUCGGCUUCCACUUGCUCGUCCAACUUUUCGCCGUGCGCACCGUGCGCGACACACAAUGCGGCUUCAAGCUUUUUACAAGGGGAGCCGUCGCCAGGUUAUUCCCCGUGCUCCACAUCGAACGAUGGGCAUUCGACGUGGAACUGCUGUACCUUUGCGAGCUCUGGAAUUUGCCGAUUGCCGAGGUGGCGGUCCGAUGGCGCGAGGUGGACGGUUCGAAAAUCACGCCCGUCUGGUCGUGGAUUCAAAUGGGCCGCGAUCUGGUCCUGAUUUGGUUUAGAUACUCUGUCGGCAUCUGGACGGCAAAGCCCCCGAAA